Molecule: messenger RNA, 1494 nt
Organism: Geodia barretti
Lineage: Eukaryota; Metazoa; Porifera; Demospongiae; Tetractinellida; Geodiidae
Source: the annotation of a GenBank genome assembly
AUGAAACGUGAAACCAUAGUUGUUUUAGAUUUCGGUUCCCAGUAUACACAGUUAAUCGCACGGCGUGUCCGCGAACAUAAGGUGUACUGUGAGAUCCACCCCUACAACAUUCCGCUUAAUCAGCUGGCAUCCAUCCAACCGAAAGGUAUCAUCUUAUCUGGUGGUCCUGCUAGCGUUUACGCAACAGAUGCGCCCCUGCUCGAUCCGAAAAUUUUAACGCUCGGUGUGCCGAUUCUUGGUAUCUGUUACGGUAUGCAGCUCAUUGCACACCUUUCCGCCGGCGGAAAAGUGCACCCUGCCGUUGAACGCGAAUUUGGUUCAGCAGAAUUGAUCGUAGAUCUGCCGAUCCCGUUGUUUGCAGAUCUGUCGAAGACGAUAGAUGUCUGGAUGAGUCAUGGCGACCGAAUCGAUGUUUUACCUGACGGAUUCCACCCUGUUGCCCAUACCCACAAUUCCCCAAUUGCAGCGAUUGCGGAUCUGGAUCGGGACAUCUAUGGCCUGCAAUUCCAUCCGGAGGUUAUCCAUACGCAAGACGAUAACCGGCUACUCGCCAAUUUUGUCUAUGAAGUCUGCGAAUGUAGCGAUGAAUGGACGAUGCAGUCCUUCAUCGCGGAGGCAACAGAGAAGAUUCGUACUGAAACGGGUGGUGCUCGCGUGUUAUGCGCCGUAAGUGGUGGUGUCGACUCGACAGUACUUGCGAUGCUGCUUAAGCGUGCGGUCGGAGAUGCGCUAGUCUGUGUUUUUGUCAACAAUGGGUUGCUGCGGAAAAAUGAAGCAGAUCAGGUGUUGUCAACUUUUCGGGAGCUCGGUAUUGAUGUUUAUUACGUUGAUGCUACUGAUCAAUUUCUCGAAUAUCUUUCGGGCGUUGAAAGCCCGGAGCAGAAGCGUAAAAUUAUUGGAAAUCAGUUCAUUGAAGUGUUCAAAGAAGGGUUGGAGCAAAUUGGACAGAUCGAUUUCCUAGCACAAGGUACGCUUUACCCUGACGUGAUCGAGAGUGUGUCUGUCAAGGGACCAUCGGCGACGAUUAAGACGCACCAUAAUGUCGGCGGACUUCCUGAGAAUCUGCCGUUCAAACUGAUUGAACCGCUUCGUGAACUGUUCAAAGAUGAAGACGGCAUCCCGUUCCCCGGUCCCGGUUUGGCUGUCCGUAUAUUGGGACCAAUCACGCAAGAACGUCUCGACAUGCUGCGGGAAGCCGAUGAAAUCUUCAUCGCAGAGUUACGGAAAGCAGGACUAUAUGACGAAAUCUGGCAGGCAUUGACUGUGUUUCUGCCUGUUAAGAGUGUCGGCGUGAUGGGCGACGAGCGCACCUACGAAAACGUUGUAGCGUUGCGCGCUGUGACAAGCACCGAUGGCAUGACAGCGGACUGGGCAAAGAUUCCUCACAACGUAUUGGGCGUCAUUUCCAACCGCAUCAUCAAUGAGGUGCGUGGCAUCAAUCGCGUCGUUUAUGAUAUUAGCUCUAAACCGCCGAGCACGAUCGAGUGGGAGUGA